CAUUCGAAUUCAUCAGUCAAACGACGCAAAGUGCCCAACACAGACCUACAAGAACACUAAAUCUAAACAAAAAUCAAAAUGUUCAAAUUGGUGGUGUUGUCUGCUCUUUUGGCCGUAGCCGCAGCUAAACCCAGUUAUCUUCACGGAGCUGCUCUCUCAUACGCCGCACCAGCUAUUGCAGCUCCAGCUUAUGCAGUUCCAUCAGCAGUCAGUUAUCAAGCUAGAACCGACGUUGUCAGCAAACCAAUUGUAGCAACCGCUUAUGCAGCUGCUCCAGUUGUUGCUCAUGCGGCUCCCGUUGUUGCUGCAGCUCCAGUUGUUGCUGCCGCUCCAGCUGUCUCAAUCCCAACCGCGGUUAGUUAUCAAGCUAGAACCGACGUCGUUAGCAAACCAAUUGUAGCUACCACUUAUGCCGCUGCCGCCCCAGUUGUUGCUGCUUACGGAGGUUAUGGUAGUUAUGGAGGUUACGGAGCUUACGCUGCCCCAGUUGUGAAGUCUUAUGGUUAUGCUGCCCCCGCACUUGUUAAAUCAUACGGCCAUUAUUGGUAGAGAAGGCGGAGACUUUGCUGUUUGUUGACCUGAUCGACUGAACGUGUUACCAGAAAAUUCAUUGCCUUUUGGAGAGUUUUUGUUCUAAAUUCUCUUCUUAUAUAUUUUUGUAGUUAGUUGUGUACAAAGUACAUUGUUAAAUUAAUUUAAAUAAAUAAAAUGUGAUGAUUCAACGAA
Messenger RNA from Onthophagus taurus, 726 nucleotides. The record is from RefSeq and is a predicted model, not a curated record. Lineage: Eukaryota; Metazoa; Arthropoda; Insecta; Coleoptera; Scarabaeidae.